Molecule: messenger RNA, 756 nt
Organism: Eutrema salsugineum
Lineage: Eukaryota; Viridiplantae; Streptophyta; Magnoliopsida; Brassicales; Brassicaceae
Product: NDR1/HIN1-like protein 6
Exons: 1
Coding region: 1-756 (251 amino acids)
Cellular component (GO): plasma membrane
Source: RefSeq, a predicted model, not a curated record
AUGACUGAUCGAGUCUUCCCAGCUUCCAAGCCAGCAACCGCCACUAAUGGAGUUUCCUCAGGUGGUGCCUUAGCACCUCCUCCAGCUCCGGUGGCUGUUAACGGUAACGGAACAUCCAACGGAAUGGCUAAUCAGAAACCACAAGUCUAUAUUCCGGCUAACCGUCCAAUUUACCGUCCACAGCCUUACAGUCGUCACCAUCACUACCAAUCUCGACCAAGCUGCCGGCGAAUUUGCUGUUGUUGCUGUUUCUGGUCGAUUCUGAUCUUCUUGAUCCUUGCUCUCAUAGCCGCCAUCGCCGCAACCGCGAUGUACGUGAUCUACCACCCGCGUCCGCCGUCUUUCUCCGUUCCAUCGCUUCGAAUCGGCCGCGUUAACCUAACCACCGCAUCAGAUUCCUCCGUCUCCCACCUCUCGUCUUUCUUCAACUUCACUUUACUCUCGGAGAAUCCCAACCAGCACCUCACUUUCUCUUAUGAUCCCUUCAGCGUCACCGUCAACUCCGCGAAAUCCGGCGCGAUGCUCGGGAACGGAACCAUCCCGGCGUUCUUCAGCGGGAAUAAGAACAAGACGUCGUUUCGCGGCGUGAUCGCGACGUCUACGUCGGCGCGUGAGCUGGAUCCGGAGGAGACUAGGCAUCUGAAAUCAGAUCUGACGCGCCCGCGAGUGGGAUUCGAGAUCCAGAAGUUGUUCAAGCUCUGUUUAGGGACUCUGACAGUUAUGGUGAAGAUGAGUCUGAUGUACACGACGAUGUAA